AUGUACAUCGUCCAAAAUUUCCAGAAAGUCGCCGAGAGUGAGGGUUUCAACCAGCUUCGUUUCGAUCGAUUAAUCAAACUAAUUUCAAGUGAAGAGCUAAAUGUGCAAUCAGAGGAACAGCUAUUGGAGCAUGUGCGACUUGCUUCUUGUCAUCCAAAAUUCCUUGUUGAAACAGUGAGUCAGGACCCUUUGGUUAUGACUGACGCCACAUGCCGACAUCUUCUCGACAAAACAAAAAAUUCUCAACUUCUGCGACUAUCUACUUACGGACCACUGGAACUGCAAGGAAGGAAAUCUCGCAAAUCAUUCGAAACAGGCGAAGUAUUAUAC
Molecule: messenger RNA, 330 nt
Organism: Cooperia oncophora
Lineage: Eukaryota; Metazoa; Nematoda; Chromadorea; Rhabditida; Trichostrongylidae
Source: the annotation of a GenBank genome assembly